GCAGGAGUCUUAACCCUAGAUGGUCUUUACAGCCCAUCUUGUUUUACGACACGACACUUCUCUCUACGACACUCAUCCCUGGGUCUGACCCGUUAGUCGACGUACGAUAAUGGCCGAGGAGAAGGAUUUGGAAGUGGCGGUGGCCUCGAGCCAGACGAGUGCCAGCAACAAGGAAGUAGGUGAUGUUGACACCGUGGAUUGGUCACCAGAGGAGGAACAGAGGUUGGUGCGAAAGCUGGAUUGGAUCAUCCUACCUCCCCUGGUGUUCGCUUUCCUUGCUCUUCAGCUCGACAGAGGCAACAUAGGAGCGGCGUACACAGACGGUUUCGCCUUUGAUGUGGGCAUAACCCAGGAUCAAUACAAUACUGGUAACACUUUGUUCUCGGUUGGCACCGUUGUUCUUCAAAUACCAAGCAACUUGAUUCUCUACCGGAUCGGACCAACAAUUUGGGUCGUUGCACAAAUAUUCGCCUUUGGCCUAGUAUCUACAUUCCAAGCGUGGCAGCAUGGCCGCCGGGCCUUUUUUGCAACGCGGACGCUCCUUGGGCUGUGCGAAUCCGGCUUUAUACCCGCAGGUCUUUACACCCUAUCACGAUGGUACAAGAAGAGUGAAAUUAGCAAGAGAUACGCGAUAUAUUUCUUUGGAAACAACUUGGCGACUGCUAUCUCAGGCCUCCUAGCGUCUGGCAUCCUGCGUCUGGACGGUGUACGCGGAUUCUAUGGUUGGCAGUGGUUGUUUAUUAUUGAAGGAGUGUGGACACUUGCUACUGGCGUCUACUUUGCCAUCAUCUUCCCCAAGUCGCCGGACCACCCGGUCUCGCUUUUGGGCAUCCGCUGGUUCAGUGAGCAUGAUUCCCACAUCAUGACUCGCAGGGUUUUGAUCGACGACCCUGCAAAGGCUCAAGGACGGUUGCAUGUGAGCUGGCAUGAGAUCCGGAGGACGAUUACGAACUGGCGACUUUUCUCCCACAUCAUCAUUCCUCUUGCUGGAAUAGCCCCUUCUUGGACGCUGGGUGCUUAUGCACCUUACUUGAUCAUGGAAAUGGGCUACGGCUUACUUACAGCCAAUGCACUGUGUUCUAUUGGAGGCUUCAUGUUGUUGCCAAUGAACCUCCUCUGGGGUUAUAUUGCUGACCGUACUCGUCGCCGUGGCUUGAUGGUAUCAAUCGGACUCUUCCUCUUCCUCGCUUUUACAAUUGCCAAUCGCAAACUCAUCCUUGUCGACAAUAAGAAGCUCAGGCUUCCGAUGCUUAUAUUCAUGGUUGCGUUUUCCGCCUGUUGGUAUCCUAUCAAUGCAUCCUUGGUAGCACUGAACGCCAGCACGCCCGAAGAGAGAUCAGUCUCCUUGGCAACCGUCACAAUGUGUGCAAACCUGGCCGGAAUUAUCGGCAGCAACCUUUUCCGGGCGUCCGAUGCGCCAUUCUACCCCCACGGAUGGGACUCCCUCUGUGCAGUUGUAGGCACGGCUCUUGCGUUCUCCUUGAUCGUGAACCUUCAAUAUUACAUUUUGAACAGGAGAAUGCGAAACAAAGAGGGAGUGGAGCCAUGGCACAUUUAGUGACCGACUGCGGUUGAGGAAUGGACUGGUUGGCAACAUUAGUGGUUGCUUAUGACGAGAUGCCUGAUUUUUGUAUGAAGCUCCUACGCAUUGGCAUUUUCCGCAUCACAUACCCCUUUUCGCUUUAUUUUCUUUUUAUUUUUUAUUUUCUUCUUUCCUUGCGGAUAAUUGUAUAUAUCAAGCAUGACAUUGGGGCAUCUGGUAUUGGGGUUUCGAAGAAAAGGAAUCUACUUGACGAGUAGUGUUCACUGCUGAACUAUCAAGAGGGUUGACAGUUAUUAGUAGGGGACGAACAUAAGCAGGAGAACACCUACGAAGAUCAGUCAAAGGACAAUACACACUGAAAGAUUUUUCUGGAUG
Cryphonectria parasitica EP155 is the source of this 1918-nucleotide messenger RNA. Its product is annotated as putative MFS transporter. The record is from RefSeq and is a predicted model, not a curated record. Gene Ontology annotation, molecular function: transmembrane transporter activity. Lineage: Eukaryota; Fungi; Ascomycota; Sordariomycetes; Diaporthales; Cryphonectriaceae. The transcript has 11 exons. Bases 110 to 1558 code for a protein of 482 amino acids. Gene Ontology annotation, cellular component: membrane. Gene Ontology annotation, biological process: transmembrane transport.